AUGGUCUGGAAUGUAAGAGGUGCUGGAGGGAAACCUUUCUCCGUUACUGCUAAAGAUCUCGUCAGAUUGAACAAAGUGAACAUUUUUGCUAUCUUGGAACCCAGAAUCAGUGGUGAGAGGGCAAUUGAAGUCAUAAAAGGUUUGGGUUUUUCAAAUUAUUAUGUUGUUGAUGCCAAUGGUUUCUCUGGUGGUGUUUGGCUUUUAUGGAAUAAUGAGGUUGUGAAACUGACUGUUGUGGCUUGCUCCUCCCAAACAAUCACUGCUGUUGUAAUGGAUGGCCAGAUUCAGUGGAUGCUAACGGUGGUGUAUGCCUCUCCUUGCCCCCGGGUGAGGAGCCACUUAUGGCCUUAUCUUGAUGGUGUUUCUGCAGCUUCUAACAUGCCUUGGCUUAUUGCAGGUGAUUUCAAUGAAUUGAUGCAUAGUUCAGAGAAAAAAGGGGGUAGGCCUGUUAAUAAAAAUAGUGGUCUUGGUAAUUGGAGCGCUAGGAAUAGCUUGGUGGACCUUGGGUUCAUUGGUGCCAAAUUUACUUGGAGCAAGAAAAAUGAGCAUGGUGAAAUCGUCUGGGAAAGACUUGAUAGAGGCCUUUGCAACAUAGCUUGGAGACACCUCUUCUCUGAGGCAUAUGUUAGGCAUCUUGCCAAAGUGAAAUCUGAUCAUUGCCCCUUACUUAUUGGCCUCCAUUCCAAUCAUAUUCCUAACCCUGAUUUGAAAGCUUUCAGAUUCCAAGCUAUGUGGAUGCUUCACCCGGAAUUUGAACCUUUUGUUAAUGAUACUUGGAGUAGUGCUCAAGGUGAUGCUAGUUGCAAAACUAUCUUUCUCUCUUCUGAGCUGCAAAGUUGGAACCACAAUGUCUUUGGAUGUAUUUUUCAAAAGAAAAGAAGGCUUUUAGCUCGUAUAUGCGGAAUCCAAAAGGCUCUUUGCAUUUGUCAUGUGCCGUAUCUGUUUGACUUAGAAAAACAGCUCACCACUGAGUAUAGUACUAUCCUUGAGCAAGAAGAACUCUUUUGGCUUCAAAAAUCAAGAAAUACUUGGCUUAGGGAGGGAGACAAAAAUACCAAGUUCUUCCACCUCUCUGCGGUGGUGCGAAGAAGGAAAAAUAAACUUGAAGGCCUUAAUAAUUCUGAAGGAGUUUGGACAGAGGAUAAAGAGACUUUAAAGUCGAUUGUUGUCAACUAUUUCAAAGAUCUUUUCUCCUUUCGAAUAACGACGACAACUAUGGAGAAUCUGCCUCACCUUUUCCCUUGUCUUAUUGAUGAAGAUUUAUUCGUCCUAAAUGGGGAAGUAACAGAUGAUGAGAUUAAAGCUUGUAUGUUUGCUAUUGGUGGGCUCAAGGCCCCUGGACCAGAUGGUAUCCCUGCUAGAUUCUAUCAAAAAUUUUGGCAUCUUUGUGGCAAGGAUGUUUGUGAUAUGGUUAAGGUAUGUUUCAAUACAACUCAACUCCCUGAUAACAUUAAUAAUACCUUCAUCUCGUUGAUUCCUAAGGUUGAUAACCCUACAAGCAUGACACAGUUGAGGCCUAUUAGUCUGUGUUCUACGCUUUACAAGGUCAUCUCCAAAAUUUUGGUGGGUAAAUUGAGACCGCUUCUCCAUAAACUUGUUAGCCCUACCCAAGUGAGCUUCGUCCCGGGUAGGCAAAUUAUUGAUAAUGUCAUUGUUGCUCAAGAAAUCCUCCAUAAGUAUAGGAACACCAAAGGUAAAAAAGGGUUUAUUGCUUGGAAAAUUGACCUUUCCAAAGCUUAUGAUCGUCUUCAGUGGAGCUUUAUUAGAGAUGUUCUUUGGGAGAUUGGGCUAAGAGGGAAAAUGUUGGAACUCAUCAUGCAAUGCGUUACCACAGUCAAUUACCAAGCCAUUGUUAAUGGUGAGCUCACUGAUUCUUUCUCCCCACAAUGUGGAAUCAGACAGGGAGAUCCCCUUUCGCCCUAUUUAUUUGUGCUUUGCAUGGAAAAACUUUCUCAUAUCAUUAAUGGAUGCAUCACUACUAAGAAAUGGAAGCCAGUUAAGCUAUCUAGAUAUGGGCCUCCUGUCUCUCAUCUCUUUUUUGCGGAUGAUCUUAUUUUGUUUGCGGAAGCUUCCUCAACUCAAGCCAAAUUAUUGAAGGAUUGCCUUGAUAUUUUUUGUGCCGUGUCUGGUCAGCAGGUGAAUUUUGAUAAAUCAUGUAUCUACUGCUCUCCUAAUAUCUCUCGAAGUAAGGCUAUUGAAAUUGCCAACAUCUGUGGUUCCCCUCUCACUUCUGAUUUAGGUCAAUACUUGGGUGUUCCGUUACUGCACUCUAGAGUCAAUAAAGAGACGUAUGGAAACAUUGUGGAGAAAGUUCAACGUCGACUUUCUGCUUGGAAGAGCAAUACUCUCUCUAUGGCAGGUAGGCUUGUCUACCUACAAUCAGUUGCCUCAGCUAUUCCAAUCUACUCAAUGCAAUCUACUCGUCUCCCAAUUUCCAUAUGUGAUAAAAUUGAUAAGUUGAACAGGAAUUUCUUAUGGGGUCACACUGAGGAUAAGUCCAAGGUUCACCUAGUUAAGUGGGAGACAGUUUCCACACCUAAAUCUAUGGGUGGCUUAGGCUUGAAAGAUACCCAUGCUAUGAACCAAGCUCUCCUUGCUAAAACUGGUUGGAAACUUAUGCAAAGAGACCCGGGCCUCUGGGCACAAGUUCUGAAAGGAAAAUAUCUCAAACACCACGACAUGGUGGGUGCUUGCUCUGCUAAGUUCACUAAUUGUUCUCAUACUUGGCGUGGAAUCCUCUUUGGUGCCCAAAUCAUUCCUAAUGGUAUGAGAUGGAGAGUCGGAUCUGGAAGCCAAAUCCAUUUUUGGAAAGACAACUGGCUUGAGAGUGGCGUACUCGAAAAUUUUGCUACCAUCCCUCUUUCAGCUGACAUGCUUGAAUGGUCUGUUGAUGAUUUCCUUACUGAUGAUGGUUGGAAUGUAGAAUUGUUAUACUCCUGCCUUCCCCCUGAUAUUGUGGAACAUAUUUUCAGUUUACAUGUUGGGAUUGCGAAUCAUAGGGAAGAUAAGGUAAUUUGGAGCCUCACCAAUUCUGGAACCUUCUCCGUGAAAACUGCUUAUCUCUCUCUCUUUGGCGAUGAUGAUAUCAUUCCUUGGAAAUGGAACUUCAUUUGGAAACUCAAGCUCCCACCCAAAUUAGUGACUUUUCUUUGGACUAUUGGUCAUGGGAAAAUUCUCACCAAUGUGCAGAGAGCUAGAAGAGGGUUUACUAAUAACCCGUGUUGUCCAAUCUGCCCUAAUAUUGAGGAGUCAAUGGAUCAUAUUUUCAGGUCUUGUAAGCAGUCCCCUUUCUUUUGGAAUGGUGUUGGAAUCCCUCCUGAAGUUGCCCAUUCCUUUGCUCUUGAUUUUCAGAGUUGGAUGGCCAUAAACCUUAGGACACAAUGUUCUACCAUACAUGGUUUACCCUGGAACCUUAUCUUUGCUUCAACUCUUUGGUAUUGCUGGAAAGGGAGGAACAAUCUUGUCUUCAACGAUGGUCAACAACCGCCUGUCUCUCCCCAGAAGUUCAUUUUUCAAUUUGCAAGGGAUUGGUAUGAUGCCAACAAGUCUACUUCUAGUAAGCCUCCUAGACAAAUUAUCUCAAUCCAUUGGAUCCACCCGCCUAUUGGUAGAUAUAAAAUCAAUACAGAUGGGAGUUGUAAUGACCCAUUUAGGCACAUAAGUGCUGGAGGUUUGAUUCGCAAUUCUGAAGGGGAUUGGAUUAAGGGAUUUGCUGCUAAUUUGGGCAGAGGAACCAUCAUGGAAGCUGAGCUUUGGGGUGUUUUCAUGGGCCUUUCUAUAGCUUGGGAUGAGGGAUGCAGGGAUGUGAUCCUUGAAUGUGAUUCUUGGGAUGCUGUUACUUUGAUCCAAAAACCUAUUCUGGAUUCGCACCCUCUCUACAAUCUCAUUAUUGACUGCAAAGAAGCCAUCGGAAAAAAUUGGAGAUGUGAAGUCACUCAUAUAUAUAGAGAAAUGAAUGCCUCAGCUGAUCACAUGGCUGACUUGGGUCAUGGGCUAUCCCUAGGCCUCCAUGUUUUUGUUUCUCCUCCUACCUCUGCUAGUAAUGUUCUAGUUUCUGAUUCUAUCGGCAGGGCCCUUCCUAGGGCUGUUCUUGCCUGA
This is a messenger RNA of Pyrus x bretschneideri (Chinese white pear), 4098 nucleotides long. RefSeq lists its product as uncharacterized. Lineage: Eukaryota; Viridiplantae; Streptophyta; Magnoliopsida; Rosales; Rosaceae. Bases 1 to 4098 code for a protein of 1365 amino acids. Gene Ontology annotation, molecular function: RNA-DNA hybrid ribonuclease activity; nucleic acid binding. The record is from RefSeq and is a predicted model, not a curated record. The transcript has a single exon.